Molecule: messenger RNA, 690 nt
Organism: Penicillium diatomitis
Lineage: Eukaryota; Fungi; Ascomycota; Eurotiomycetes; Eurotiales; Aspergillaceae
Exons: 1
Coding region: 1-690 (229 amino acids)
Source: RefSeq, a predicted model, not a curated record
AUGCCCGUGUACAUGCUUCACGGCUUUCGCUGGCCUCGCGCAGGCUUCACGGGGAUCCGCGUAUACAUCGUGCUUAAUAACCUCGAAGAAGCAGCCGCCGAAUACAUCCAGCAACCCCUCACCACCGAACUACUCCUCGAAUCGUUCCGAAAGACACAAGCCGAUCUCAUGCCCCGAUUACCCGAGCUCCAAUUCAUCGAGCAGUACGACCCCCACGAUGAAUCCAGCAACACGGUCAGUCAGGAAUACGCGUACGUAGGGGCCAAAGUGGUGACUGUGCCCGAUGGCGCCGAUGCAAAUGGGGAUCUGGAGAAGGUCGUGGAGCAAGGGUCGGGGCUCUCGGAGGAUGCGACGCAGGCGCUGGAAGCUUUGCGGGACCGUCUGGCGCCCCAGGAGAAGAUUGGGUGGUUUAUGGUGUACAAUGGGGACCCAGAUCGAUGGUAUCCGUCCUCGGACGAGGAGGAGCACGAUGAGGAUGAUGAAUACGAGGGUGAGGAAGAGCAGGAGGAGUCUGGUGUGAGUGAGAAGUCUGUCGCUCAGACCGACUCCCAGACGGCUCCGCCAACGCCUCAGAGCUAUACGGUAUGUCACUGGGACAAUGACCACAGACAAUCGCUCGGUGGUCAGUCUGGGUUCCCCGAGCUAAUCCAAGGGUUUCUACAUUCAGGCACGUUUGACGCGAUUGUUUAA